AUGAAGGCCCUAAUUCUCGUGGGUGGGUAUGGCACUCGACUUCGGCCACUUACAUUGAGCCAGCCGAAACCUUUGGUCGAUUUUGCCAACAAACCGAUGGUUUUGCAUCAAAUGGAGGCAUUGGCCAAUGCCGGAGUUGACACGGUUAUAUUGGCCGUCAGUUACAGAGCAGAAAUGUUGGAAAAGGAGAUGAGGUCUCAAGAAGAGAGGUUGAAUAUUAAAGUAGGUCUUUUGAGUUACUAGUUUUACAUUCUUAGAUUGAGAUUUCGGUGGAAACGACACCUCUGGGGACAGCCGGACCUUUGGCGUUGGCCAAACAACACCUAGAAGGGUCCGAGCCCUUCUUUGUUCUCAAUUCCGAUGUAAUUUGUGAGUUUCCUUUUGCGGAAAUGAUGAGAUUCCACAAGUCUCAUGGAAGGAAAGCGACUAUUGCUGUCACAAAAGUGGAAGAACCAAGUAAAUACGGUGUGGUGGUAUUUGACGAAUCCUGUGGGCAGAUUGAACGAUUUGUGGAGAAACCUAAGGAAUACGUUGGAAAUAAAAUCAAUGCUGGCAUGUACAUCAUUGAUCCUAGUGUGCUAGAAAGCAUUCCAUGUGAACCUACGUCCAUCGAGAAAGAUGUAAGUCCACUACUGUAAACUUUUACUCUAUUUAGGUGUUCCCAAAGCUCGCCGCUGAUGAGAACCUGUAUGCUUUUGUAUUAAGAGGUUUCUGGAUGGAUGUCGGACAACCGAAGGACUUUCUGAAAGGUGGGUAAUGAUACUGUGAGGACGUUAUCUAUAUUUUUUCAGGUACCAGGUUGUACCUAAAUUAUCUUUUCACGUCCCCAGACCAUCCUGUUGCUUUGGCUAAAGGUGAAGGGGUCAAUGGAGCUGUGUUAGUAGAUAAAACCGCCAGAAUUGGGAAUGGCUGCUCAAUUGGGCCUAAUGUUGUGAUCGGGGCUAAUGUCGUAAUCGAAGAUGGGGUCAGAAUUAUCAAUUCUACUGUCCUUAGCGACACAGUGAUUCGAGAACAUUCCUUUGUCAGUAACAGUAUCAUUGGACGUCAAUGCUCAAUAGGUAAAAAAAAUAUCUUUCUGUAUGAUAAUUAUCCACAGUGAGGGCCUAAUCCAGUGGCAAAAAACGUACCAUUUUGCAUCUGGGAAGCAUCAAAAAUGUGGUAAAAUGCUUCCCUCUCCAAGUGAAAAACUUCGGUUUGAAGGCGCCCUUUCCCUCACAAAAAGAGCGGGUGCGCUCUUGAAAUCGGAGUUUUUUGACUUGGAGAGGGGAAGCAUUUUGUCACAUUUUUGAUACUUCCCGGAUGCAAAAUGGUACGGUUUUUGCCGCUGGAUCAGCCCCCCACUGUAAUCAUUUAUGACAAUAUUAUAGGCCGAUGGGUUAGAAUUGAAAGUACUAGUGUGAUUGGAGAUGAUGUAGUCGUAAAGGAUGAACUCUACCUUAACGGAGCGCAAGUGUUGCCCCAUAAAUCCAUAGCAGAGAAUGUGCCGGAGUCCACCAUCAUCAUGUAA
Messenger RNA from Bursaphelenchus xylophilus (pine wood nematode), 1507 nucleotides. The record is from the annotation of a GenBank genome assembly. NCBI's taxonomy places the organism in Eukaryota, Metazoa, Nematoda, Chromadorea, Rhabditida, Aphelenchoididae.